UUUCCGGUUAAAUUCCUUCAGUCACACUCGUACACCCUUGCAAUAUUUGUGAACUUUUCAGAUUCUUGUAAAAUUGCAAUGCAUUAAGUGGGUUCAAAAUUCCCGUUUAGUUGUAAAAGACAUCAUGCAGACCUCCGUAAAUUUCAAGUCUGUAUCCAAGAACCCGAGCAAGGGAGUUAUUGGGAAGAGGACCCAAGUCGUAACUCCCACCUUCGAAGUGACCCAGUUGAGCAACUCCGUGUUGGGCAGCAAACGUGGUGUCCAACUGCCGAAACUGAUGGUGAAAGGUCAAAUCCUUCCAUAUCAGGUGGCCAAUGCCCGAUUCCAUGUAGUGGAGUCCGAUCCUCGUCCGCUCAGUGAUCAGCAAUUCAACGCACUAAUCAAGCGGUUGGUCAAGUGUUUCAUGUCGGAGGUGGAAAUCACAAGGCGACUGCGAAAGGCCACCACACAUAGUUCGGGUAAUCCAACGGAUCUGAAUCUCAUCCGCCGCCUGGAGUCUCUUCGUCGGAACUACGAGUCCGAGCGAUCCGUUCUCGUGGUGAAGCUCAGCCUGGACAGUCGCUUUAAUUUGCAGUCCUCUUAUGCUAAGGCUGAAAAAAUUCAGCAGAGCAAGUCCAUCAAACCUCGAAAAAGCAAUCCUCUCGAUACCCAUUCAAAGAGCUUUAAGGUACCCCAAAAAAUUAAGAGUUGCAAGCAUGAGUACGAUGUGCGUCCAAGUCAACGACAAAGUGGAGGCUAUUGCUAUCCCAAAUACUCGCCUAGAAGAGCCAUAGUUUGUAAUCGUAUUGAUAAGUCACCAGGUCCUUCCCACCAUCUUAGGGAAAAGCUCUACAGAUUGCUGGAAACUUCUAUACCUCCGUUGGAAUCUGCCCAAACUAAAGAAUCGUUCGAAGACCCUAAAGCCUUCGUGGACUCGGACAUUAAAGAUUCAAUUUCUGCUGUGUCGCCGUGCUCUUCUGACACGUUCUUUGAUAUUCCCGAUAUGGUGGAUUUUCAGAAAUGAAAGAGGAUUCUUUGUUAUAGGACUAUGUCUUCUAUUUCUUUCAGCUGAACCUUAAAAGUUGACAACCAAAAAUUACAUGCAAAACCAAAAAAGGCAACAAUUAUAUUUUCUUGUC
Molecule: messenger RNA, 1118 nt
Organism: Drosophila eugracilis
Lineage: Eukaryota; Metazoa; Arthropoda; Insecta; Diptera; Drosophilidae
Exons: 1
Coding region: 125-1003 (292 amino acids)
Source: RefSeq, a predicted model, not a curated record